AUGCCGUUUGAUGUCCUCAUUGUGGGUGGAGGGCCAGCAGGAUUGGCCGCAGCGAUACGUCUCAAGCAGCUGAGUCUAGAAAAGCAGAAAGAUCUUUCAGUCUGUGUGAUUGACAAGGGAAGUGAAAUUGGUGCCCACAUUCUAUCUGGGAACGUCUUUGACCCCAAAGCCAUGCAUGAACUCUUUCCCGACCAGGCAGAUCCGUCUUCCGAUACACACUGGACGAAAGAACUGGAAGCGACCCAGAAUUCCGUCGCCACGCCGGUGACUGACGACGAAUUUCUAGUCCUGACCGAGACUGGGAGCACCAAAAUUCCGAACUUUUUGUUGCCACCCCAGCUCGACAAUCACGGUAAUUACAUUGUCUCCCUUAGUCAAAUUUGUCGCUGGAUGGCGGGUAAAGCGGAAGAACUAGGUGUGGAAAUCUAUCCCGGCUUUGCAGCCUCCGAAGUGUUGGUGGACCAAGAAACCAACGCUGUCAAGGGAAUUGCUACGCGAGAUGUGGGCAUCGCCAAGAACGGAACCCACAAACCCACAUUCGAACGAGGAGUAGAACUACACGCCCGACAAACUCUCUUGGCGGAAGGGGCCCGCGGAUCGUGCUCCGAAUACGUCAUGGAAGCCUUUGAUCUGCGCAGGGAUUGUCAACCACAAACGUACGGUCUGGGACUAAAGGAAGUAUGGCAGGUUCCACCUGAAAGCUUCCAAAAAGGAUUAGUACAGCAUACACUUGGGUACCCUCUUCAGUCCGGCCCUUUGGAUAAAAAUUUUGGUGGAAGCUUUUUGUAUCACCAAGAACCAGAUUUGGUGUUGAUUGGUUUGGUGGUUGGUCUCGACUACGCCAACCCGUAUUUGAAUCCUUAUCAGGAGUUCCAAAGAUGGAAAUCCCAUCCGGAUAUUCGUAAGCAUUUGGACGGUGGAACGUGUGUCUCGUAUGGCGCCCGAGUUUUGAAUGAAGGCGGAUGGCACGCUGUUCCAAAACUCAGUUUUCCAGGCGGGGCACUUUUGGGGUGUGGCGCGGGAUUUUUAAACGCAGUCAAAAUCAAAGGUUCACACACGGCUAUCAAAUCUGGUAUUUUGGCGGCAGAAGCCGCCUUUGAUGCAUUAAAAGAUGGAGACUCCGUAGCUGAAAUUGGGGAAUUACCAGAGACUGGUCCUAUUGAAUUGACGACGUACGAAACUGCAGUUAGAUCGUCCUGGAUUAAGGAUGAGCUGUAUCAAGUCCGAAACACUCACGAGGCAUUUUCGCGCUGGGGUGUUGGUGGUGGGCUUAUCUACACCGGAUUGACAACUCACGUGUUGAAAGGCCAGGAACCGUGGACAUUGAAACACUUGACAAAAGACUGUGAAAAAACGGAGGCGGCGGCCAAUCAUAAGCCCAUCGAAUAUCCCGCACCAGAUGGAAAGCUAACGUUUGAUUUAUUAACGAAUCUACAACGAGCUGGCACCUUCCACGAAGACGACCAACCAAGUCAUCUCCGAAUUAAACCUGAGCAAGCCGAGAUUCCGAAAAAGACAUCGCUACAGGUAUAUGCUGGUCCUGAACAGCGCUUCUGUCCAGCGGCUGUGUAUGAAUACGUCGACGUCGUAAACACAAAAGGAAAAGAGCUGGUAAUCAAUGCGCAGAACUGUAUUCAUUGCAAAUGCUGUUCAAUUAAAACGCCGAAAGAAUAUAUUCGAUGGUCUGUCCCAGAAGGGGGCGGAGGUCCGCAAUAUCAGAUUAUGUGA
Molecule: messenger RNA, 1728 nt
Organism: Phaeodactylum tricornutum CCAP 1055/1
Lineage: Eukaryota; Bacillariophyta; Bacillariophyceae; Surirellales; Neidiaceae
Exons: 2
Coding region: 1-1728 (575 amino acids)
Biological process (GO): electron transport chain
Cellular component (GO): mitochondrial inner membrane
Molecular function (GO): electron-transferring-flavoprotein dehydrogenase activity; iron-sulfur cluster binding
Source: RefSeq, a predicted model, not a curated record